Fonsecaea nubica is the source of this 1986-nucleotide messenger RNA. RefSeq lists its product as hypothetical. Gene Ontology annotation, molecular function: ATP-dependent protein folding chaperone; ATP binding. Bases 1 to 1986 code for a protein of 661 amino acids. The transcript is spliced from 10 exons. The record is from RefSeq and is a predicted model, not a curated record. NCBI's taxonomy places the organism in Eukaryota, Fungi, Ascomycota, Eurotiomycetes, Chaetothyriales, Herpotrichiellaceae.
AUGGCGCCAGCAUACAAACCCUUGGGGAUCCGAGACCGGAGAGGUAAAGUUCAGGCUCCCACUAGGACACCAACUUCGAAGAGGAAACGUGAAGACCAAGCCCGUCCCAAAAAGAAGACAGCAAAAACCCAGCGAACGCCAGGAGACUCCGAUAAGCCCAAAAAGACUGAGGAAUUCUUGAGUGUAGGACUGGACAUUGGAACGACGGCUUCAGCCAUUGCGUAUGCGGCAAGCAUCGCUUCACCAGAGGAGAUUUGCGUUCUGGACAGCUAUGAAGGCCACGUUGUUGUGAAGGUGCCAACAAGAAUGGCUUAUGCCGCGGAAAAUGACUUCAGGACAGAUAAAUGGGGCUUUCAGGUGGAGAGCGGAAUGCAGAUUUGCAACUGGCCGAAGCUCCGACUUGACGAAAACACGAACAAGGAAGAUUUCGACGAUCCCCUGCUUCAGCAGGCCAUUGGAGACGGUCUCAUGCACAUACCUGAUGGGAAGACUGCAUCCGAGGUUAUCGAGGACUUUGUCUCCAACCUCCGAAAAUAUUGGCUUCAACGUUUGGACAAUACCAUCCUCGAGACAGCCAUAAAGCAUGCCCGGAAACGCAUCUGCGUUCCUGUUCCGACCACAUGGUCGCCAGCGGCUCGGGAAGCCACUCAUCAGGCGGCGAUUAAAGCCGGAUUUGGGGAGGGUAAGCGUGACGAGAUUAUCAUUAUCGAUGAGAGCGAAGCAGCUGCUCUGGAUGUGAUUAAAUCGCUGGAAAAAUCUUCCGAUGCAGAUCAGUUGGAGGAGGGAGUGUGUGUCAUGGUGAUAGACUGUGGGGGAGGCACAAUCGACAGUGCUUCGUACAAAAUAACCUCUUCCAAGCCUCUGCAGCUAGAGGAGGCUUGUGCUGGCGAAGGUGGUGCGAAGAUAGGGGGAACAAGCAUCGACCGGGCUCUCCAUGCCCUGAUGCAAGAACACUUCGGCGUCGCAUUCAGCGGACUCCCAAUCAGCAAGGUAGCAGCGACCAGUCACUUCAUGCAGGACUUUGAAACACACAAGAAAAAGUAUGAUGGCCAGACUGAGAACAAAGAUCUCUGGCUCCGCCUCAAUAUGAGGAAACUGGAUGAUCAGGACGAGAACAUUCGGAAUCGCUAUGAUUUCAUGGACCUGGCUGCGAAGAUCACAAGUGCCGAUUUGCAUCAUAUGUUCGAACCUGUGAUCCAGAAAAUAUUCGAGAUAAUCCGUGGACAAGCCCGUCGAAUCGCAAAGGCCAGGCCGGCUACUUCUCUUCGAAUCAUCGCAAUGUGUGGGGGGCUUAGUUGUAACCCGCAUAUCUUCAACCAGGUCAAUGCCUUUGUCGGCAACUUGUUCGAGGAUGGUUCCGUCAAAGUUUUGGCUCCUCGUCAGCCAUUGACGGCUGUGGUUCGAGGAGCGGUGCUCGCCGCCCAGGGAUGCUCGCCUAUUGUGAGCCGACGAUCACGGGAGUUUAUUGGCACACAAAUUCACCGCGCGUGGGACGAAGCCAAACAUAGGCCUGAAGAUAGGUUCGAGUGCCCAGAGCGUGGGUUGAGGGCCAAAAACCAGAUGGAAUGGAUAGUCAAAAAGGGCCAGAAGCUGAAGCCUGAUAUGAAGGCGAGAGUGAGAUGCUAUUAUGUUCUGGAAAACGCGCGUGCCGAGGUCAAAGGGCCGGUGAUCGAUCAGGUUCUGUAUAGGUGUGCAGAAGAUAUCGCUCCAUCUCGGGUGGACGAUCCUGUCGAGGAGAUAGGCGUGAUCCGAGUGGAUAUUACCAACAUUGCACGCCGCAAACGCGCAGAAGCCAGGACUGGUUUGAAAACCUAUCCCGGCUACAUUGCCAUUGAUGUGGAUAUUGAACUCACCAUGUCAAGUUCCAAGGGCGUUCUCGAAGCUGUAGCGAAGAUCGGAAGGACAAAGGUGGGAACAACCACUAUUACAUACACACCGGCUCCGGCGUGGGAGCAUGGUCUCAUUCGAAAGGAUGAGGAUAAAUGA